AUGUCGAUUGCUGAUCCGAGACCCUAUCAACCUCUGCAUCCGCAUGAUCAUCACAUACAAGACCAUUGCUCCCGGGAGCCCGAUUGGCUGCUCCAGGAAGUAGCAACUCCUCGCAUUAAUGACGAGAUGUUUCUCCUCAAUCUUCCUGCUGAAAUGCUUCUUUGCAUAGCGGACAGCCUGGAUCAAGCCAGAGAUUUGCUUGCGCUGGCUUGUCUCAAUCAAGCAGCGAAUGAUCUUUUCCUCGACUAUCUGUACAGGUUUAACGUCCGACACCAACGCAGCGAUGCCUUGUUUUGGGGAGUCCGCCGAGGCAAAUCGAAAUUUGUAAAAAUGAUGUUGGACGACUACGGAGCGGACGCCAACACAACGGACCAUAGAUCUCGCACACCAAUUUUUCAUGCAAUGCGCACUAAGAACGAGACAAUUAUUCGCACGCUUCUUGUCGAUAAGAGAGCGGAUAUCAAUUGGCAAGAUCAACGCAGGCAGACCCCACUGGUAUAUGCCAUUGAAAGGAAUCUUCUGUCUACUGCAUCACUUUUACUGGAUUUUAAUCCAUGUCUGAAUAUAACGGAUAUCAAGAACCGGUCUGCUAUUUGGUACGCCAUCGCGUCCUGCGAUGAGAAUCUGGUGCAAGUCCUUCUGGAACGGGGCAGCGAUAUACGAACGCCAGAUUACAAACAAUUUUCACCACUCAGCCUUGCCAUUGCCCGGAAGACCCCGAGAAUUACCCGGCUGUUACUCCUUCAUUCAGAUUCCAAUUCAAGAAAGACCCUACUGGAGGAUGUCACUAUCAGAAACCGUCUGCUCCGUCAGGCUGUACAGGCAAGCCUUCAUGAUGUCAUCGCCCUACUCAUUGCCCAUGGCGCAGAUCCUAAUUCUAGAAAUAGAGAUGGUCAGAGACUGUUGCAUCAAGCCACGAAAAAGGGUGACAGGGAG
Molecule: messenger RNA, 936 nt
Organism: Penicillium arizonense
Lineage: Eukaryota; Fungi; Ascomycota; Eurotiomycetes; Eurotiales; Aspergillaceae
Product: ankyrin repeat domain-containing protein
Exons: 2
Biological process (GO): RNA processing
Molecular function (GO): RNA nuclease activity; RNA binding; protein binding
Source: RefSeq, a predicted model, not a curated record